This is a messenger RNA of Cyprinodon tularosa, 4482 nucleotides long. It is a transcript of the gene agap1, whose product is annotated as ArfGAP with GTPase domain, ankyrin repeat and PH domain 1. Gene Ontology annotation, molecular function: protein binding; GTPase activity; GTPase activator activity. Gene Ontology annotation, cellular component: nucleus. Bases 361 to 3777 code for a protein of 1138 amino acids. NCBI's taxonomy places the organism in Eukaryota, Metazoa, Chordata, Actinopteri, Cyprinodontiformes, Cyprinodontidae. The transcript has 18 exons. The record is from RefSeq and is a predicted model, not a curated record.
GUGAUCAGGCAGAGCAGCUCAGACUGCAGCAGGACUCCGUAGCUCCCGGUCGGCUCCUUUCUCCGUCUGUCAGGACGAGACGAGCUCUGAGAGCUCAGCUUUGGUCUCAGGUGAAGUGGGAGGCGGGGGAGGAGGAGGGCCUCCGCCCCGGAGCUCUGAGGGAGGAGAUGAAAGCACAAUGGGAGCAGGAGGUCUGGGUGGCUGCUCUGUGACACGGAAACGCUGCUGGAUGAGCUCUGAUAGGAGAGCGGAUCCUCUGGGAUGAGCUGGGAAUGUGCUUCCUGUGAGGAACAUCUGGAAUACUGAGAGGAGAACAGGAGGAGAACGGAGGAGGAGAACAGCAGCCGGGUCGGUGUGGGGAUGUUCCUGCUGGAGCAGAUGGAGAGAGGAACUCCUCAGAGGAAGACCGUCUACAGGAUCUCCCUGACGCUGGUGAAGAGGGAGAGUCUGGAUGAACCCAGGGGGGAGGAGGAGGGGGGCCCCCCACCGGGGGCCGUCAGGAAGGAGGGGGGUUUGUUGGAGCAGCUGAAGGAGGUGGAGGACGAGUCUGAGGGUCUGAGUGGAUCCCAUGGCUUCAUGAGGAGAUUCAGGACGUUCAGCACCGGCCAGCUGGAGCUGGGCCGCAUCAGGAGGUGCAGGAGGAGCCAGAGGGAGGAGCCCGGGGGGAAGGAGCCCGGGGGGAAGGAGCCCGGGGGGAAGGAGCCCGGGGGAAAGGAGCCCGCAGGGAAGGAGCCUGUCAAGGCUGAGACCGCUGCUGCCAAGGUUAGGAGGCUCCUGAAGGCCCGCAGCAUGGAGGAGAGGAGCCCCCCUCCAGGGACCAAUGGGGCCCCUUCUCCCCCCUGGAAGCCGGGGCUCCUUCAGCGCAGCUUCAGUUUCAGAACCAGGAUCAGCGGAGAGCUGCUGCGUCUGAGGGCCCUGUCCAGACAGAGGCACCACAGCAGCUCCGACUGCAUCACCGGGCCCCCCACCGGGCCCCCGACCCCCACAACCCGCCGCCACAGCCGGGAAAAGAGCCGCACCCUGGAGGUGGGCGCCGUCCUCAACCGGACCGACUCCCUGACGGAGUUAAGCCGUCGGGAGAGGGCCCGGGGCAACAAGAACCGGACCCUGGACAACAGCGACCUGCUGCGGCUGAGGGCCGAGGGAGAGGGGGGGUCCCUGCUGCGGGGGGGCGGGGGCCGCUCCAGCGAAAGGCGUCUGGGUCGCUUCUUCAGCGGGAUCUUCUCCAGGAGGGACGGCGGGGCCAGUCCGGCCGGGAGCCCCGGCUUUGGGCGGUCCCUGAGGCGCAGCAGGAGGACGGCGUCCUCGCAGUCCAGCACGGAUAGCGUGAACGGAACCGGCGCCGACGAUGCCUUCGUGAACAGCCAGGAAUGGACCCUCAGCCGGAUGGUACCAGAACUGAAAGUGGGCAUUGUGGGUAAUCUGGCCAGCGGGAAGUCGGCGCUGGUCCACCGGUAUCUGACGGGAACCUACGUCCAGGAGGAGUCUCCUGAAGGAGGACGCUUCAAGAAGGAGAUCGUUGUGGACGGCCAGAGCCACCUGCUGCUGAAGAAGAUAAAGGGGAGGACCCCCAAGGCCAGUUUGCUCUGGGGGGUUGGAACCCCGUGGCCCUUCUCGUCUUCACCUGGGGGACAGAAUCAGUUCCAGACGAUCUACCACUACUACAGCCGCCUGGCGUCCUACAGGAACACCGCCGAGCUGCCGCUGGUUCUGGUCGGGACCCAAGACGCCAUCAGCUCCACUAACCCCCGGGUGAUCGACGACAGCCGGGCCAGGAAGCUCUCCAACGACCUCAAACGCUGCACCUACUAUGAAACCUGCGCCACCUACGGCCUGAACGUGGAGCGGGUCUUCCAGGACGUGGCCCAGAAGAUCGUGGCCAUCAGGAAGAAGCAGCAGCUCUCCAUCGGACCCUGCAAGUCCCUCCCCAACUCCCCGAGCCAUACGUCUGUCUGUGCGGCGCCUGCCUCAGCCGUCCACGUCAGCCAGACCAGUAAUGGCGGUGGUGGAGGUGGCAGCCUGAGUGACUACUCGUCCUCAGUGCCGUCCACGCCGUCCACCAGCCAGAAGGAGCUACGCAUCGACGCCCCGCAGACCACCAACACGCCCACCCCGGUCAGGAAGCAGUCCAAACGCCGCUCCAACCUCUUCACCUCGAGGAAGGCCAGCGAUCCAGAGAAGGAGAAGAAGGGUCUGGAGAAUCGGGCCGACAGCAUCGGCAGCGGGCGGGCCAUCCCCAUCAAACAGGGCAUGCUGAUGAAGAGGAGCGGUAAAUCCCUCAACAAGGAGUGGAAGAAGAAGUACGUGACGCUGUGCGACAACGGGCUGCUCACCUACCACCCCAGCCUGCACGACUACAUGCAGAACGUCCACGGGAAGGAGAUCGACCUGCUGCGGACCACCGUCAAGGUUCCAGGGAAGCGGCCGCCCCGCGCCGUGUCCGCCUGCGCCGCCGCACCGGGCGCCAGCACCAACGGCCUGGUGAAGGACAUGAGCAGCAUGCAGCUGGGACAGAACCCAGGUUUGGUGUCCAGCAGCUCGUCGGCGUCCCAGAUGGCCAGCGGCGUCAGCCUGGUGUCCUUCAACAGCCGCGGCGCGGAGGGCAUGCACCAGCGCUCCUACUCCGUCUCCAGCGCCGACCAGUGGACCGACGCCACCGUCAUCGCCAACUCCGGAGUCAGCACAGACACUGGUUUGGGCGACUCGGUCUGCUCCAGCCCCAGUAUGUCCAGCACCACCAGUCCAAAGACGGAGCCGCCUCCAUCGCCGCACGCCAACCGCAAGAAGCACCGGCGGAAGAAGAGCACCAGUAACUUCAAAGUGGAAGGCCUCUCUGGUACUGCUGAAGAACAAGAGGAGAACUUUGAGUUCACCAUCGUGUCGCUGACGGGUCAGACGUGGAACUUCGAGGCCACGUCGUACGAAGAGCGGGACGCCUGGGUUCAGGUCAUCGAGAGCCAGAUCCUGGCCAGCCUGCAGUCCUGCGAGAGCAGCAAGAACAAGUCCCGCCUCACCAGCCAAUCAGAGGCUUUGGCUCUCCAGUCCAUCAGGAGUAUCCGUGGCAACGGCCGCUGUGCGGACUGCGACGUACAGAACCCGGACUGGGCCAGCCUCAACCUCGGCGCUCUGAUCUGCAUCGAGUGCUCCGGCAUCCAUCGGAACCUGGGGACCCACCUGUCCAGGGUCCGCUCCCUGGACCUGGACGAGUGGCCGCUGGAGCUCAUCAAGGUGAUGUCGGCCAUCGGCAACGAGCUGGCCAACGGCGUGUGGGAGGCCAACGCCCAGGGACGCCUCAAACCCGGGCCUGACGCCAGCAGGGAGGAGCGGGAGCGCUGGAUCCGGGCGAAGUACGAGCAGCGCCUGUUCCUGGCCGCGCUGCCCUCCGCCGACGUGCCUCUGGGCCAGCAGCUGCUCAGAGCCACGGCCGAGGAGGACCUCCGCGCCGUCGUCCUUCUGCUCGCCCACGGCUCCCGCCAGCAGGUCAACGAGACGUACGGCGACGGCUGCACCGCGCUGCACCACGCCAGCCACAAGGGCAACGUGGUGAUCCUCCAGCUGCUGAUCUGGUACGGCGUGGACCUGAUGGCCAGGGACGCCCACGGGCUAAGCGCCAUGGCGUAUGCCCGGCAGUCCAACCACCAGGAGUGCGUGGACGUCCUGGCGCAGUACGGCUGCACCGACGAGCGCUACCCUCUCAUGGCCACGCCCAACCUGUCGCGGCGCAACACCAACCGCAACAACAGCUGCAGCAGCCUGGGCAGCGCCGCGCUCAUCUGACCGCCGCACGCCGGCCCCUUCAUGUCGCGACGCUAAGCCACGCCCACCACCCGCUUCUAAUGGGAGAGCCUCAGGGCAGGACGGACAAACCCCAAAGCAUGAUGGGAGAUGUGGUCCCCAGUCUUUGAAUUAACCAGGCCAGUUCAACCAGUCUGAACUCAUAUCAGCUCCCAGUGAAACCAGUUGAAGGAACUCUGGCUCCCAGUAGAACUGACUGUUUUUAUUUAAAGCAUUGUUGUGUAAAUAGAGCUGUGUGAGCGUGGCUGGACCAGAGGUUGGACGCGUCGUCAUGGACGACGAUGAUGAUGAUGCCGAGGAUGAUGAUGACGAUGAUGAUGGUGGCUGGGUGUAUAAAGUCCUAAAUGUACAGACGUGUUUUCAGGCUCAGGGAACGGAGACUCUCCAUGUCGGCCUCCAUCUUGUUUCUCCCGGCCGCUCCUUCAGUAUUUAUCCACCCAGAUCUUCGCCUCUUCUGUCCAAUAAAGGAGCUAAAGGGAAGCCAUCGUCUUCAGCCCAGCUGAUGCCGUCCGCUCGCCGCCGCUCGGCUUCGCCGCAACCUCCAAGAAGGGCUGUUUCUUCUUCUCUGCUCUAAAAACCUUCUUCUGUAAAUAAUGCUCCUCUGUUUCUUCGGAUCGUGUUUGUGAAUGAAAACAGGAAGUGUGUGAAGCAUCGGGCCGCAGACAGGAAGUGGUCUGUUGUGUAGAG